Messenger RNA from Ornithodoros turicata, 824 nucleotides. RefSeq lists its product as uncharacterized. The record is from RefSeq and is a predicted model, not a curated record. Lineage: Eukaryota; Metazoa; Arthropoda; Arachnida; Ixodida; Argasidae. The transcript has 5 exons. The coding region runs from base 252 to 824 and encodes 190 amino acids.
UACCACGAGACUACGUCGUGAUUCUUUUUCCUAUGGACACUCGUGAUUUAUCUAUGUGUGCAGUUUGACUCAGCAUCAAUUCCUUUUACACCAUCUUCACAGGUAGCGGCUACCACUUCCGUUUGCUCACUUCCGUUUCGCGCCUUGUCGUCCGCCAUUAUUGCUUUGUUCUUCCUUGUGUUCACUGUCCUAGGUUGCGCGGCAGUUUUAACGGGUUUGGAGACCCGAGGUUGUACAUCGCGGGUUCCGUGAUGGAUGAUACAACUGAAUGUUAUGUACCAGCAGACAAGUUCCUCAUUGUAAAGUUUCCAAAGGAGGACAAUGAGGUGGCUGUCAUCCCAGACAGUUGGAUGUUGUCUGAAAAUCAGUGCUACUGGCCACCAGAGAAAGAGGAAAGAAAGAUUGGACUGUAUGUUCGUAAAAGGCGAACCUCUACAUAUGGCUGGCGAAUCAUUUCUUGCAUCAAGAUCGCCGAGUAUGACACAUACAGUGAGGCCCGAGAAAUGCUCCCAGUGGCAGAAAAUACAUCUGACUUGAACCCUGACGACAAGUAUGGGCGGGGAAUGAGAAAACGCUUCUCAGUCAUACGUAGCAGUGAUGAAGACUCUCCACCUCUGUCCUCUCAAAGGCACAAGCAACAUUGUACUCGCCGUAACCGCAGCCUGAGUCAGCCUCCGUUAACCUUGAACAGGGGCUCUCCAACCUUUAUGGCUGAAGAUGAAGAUGAUGACCUGACCUUUGACGCAUCAUCAGUGCAUCAACCUUUGCGGUCCCUUUCUCAGCCCGUUGUAACCGGCCGUUCAUGCUCUGGUAUGUCUCUGUGA